GACUGCGGGAAAAGCUUCAGUAGCCGCUCAGACUUUGUUACCCAUAGGAGGAGCCACACAGGAGAGAAACCUUUCAAUUGCUCUGACUGCGGGAAACGCUUCAGUCAGAAGUCAAACCUUGUUACCCAUAGGAGGAGCCAUACAGGAGAGAAAGCUUUCAAUUGCUCUGGCUGUGGGAAAAACUUCAGUAGCAGCUCAGACCUUGUUAGACAUAGGAUGACCCACACAGGAGAGAAACUCCUCAGCUGCUCUGACUGCGGAAAAAGCUUCAGUAGACGCUCACAACUUGUUAUUCAUAGGAUGACUCAUACUGGAGAGAAACCUUUCAAUUGCUCUGUCUGUGGGAAAAGCUACAAUAGCAAGUCAAACCUUGUUAUCCAUUGUAGAACCCACACAGGGGAGAAACCCUUCAGCUGCUCUGACUGUGGGAAAAGCUUCAGUCACAAGUCAAACCUUGUUACGCAUAGGAGGACCCAUACAGGAGAGAAACCCUUCAGUUGCUCUGACUGUGGGAAAAGCUUCAGUAGAAACUCAUACCUUGUUAGUCAUGGGAGUAUCCACAUGGGAGAAAUCCUUCAGCUGCUCUGACUGCAGGGAAACCUUUAGUCAGUGCUUCUGCAUUACUAGCCAUCAGACAAUCCAUACAAGAGAGUCACCUUAUAACAGCUCUGAUUGCAGAAAAGGCUUCAAACACAGGUCAGACUUUGUUAAACGUAAGUCAAUCCACAGAGGAGAGAAAACCAUUCACCUGCUCUGACUGUGGGGGUAGCUUCAGUCAGAGCUCAAAUCUUGUUGGCCUUCAGAGGACCCACAGAGGGGAGAAACCUAUAAUCUUAGUUCCCUUUAAGCUGUGUGGCCAGGUGGCUGUGGUGCAGCCUAUUAAAUGUCAUGCAAGCUUAUAGGGCUUUGAUGGGGAGAGAUACCUCUAUCCACUGGUCUCAACCCUGGCCUACACCUGCCAUGGCCAAAAGAUAGUUGGCUAUCCCAUGGCCACAGUCUCAGAGCUACCAUGGCAGGGGAAGGUGUGUCUUCUUCCUCUCCCUUCACAGUAGCACCCAAGCUGGAGGAGCAAGAGCUCAUGGGAUUCUUCUCUCCUCAACAUAGCCUUUAAAUGACCUACAUGUCAGUCCCCUCCAUCUUUGAGAUAACACCCCCAGCUGGUACCCUCAACCAGAAUUCCUGCUAAGCUUUUUCCAUCCAUGAGUAGAGCAACUUUUUUCUUGAGAACAAAGAAUUUCAUCCUGUGCGCUUGUUUGAAUGUGUGCCACCGUGGCAUGUAUGAGUUACUGAGAAUUUUUGCGUGCGUGCACACAUGCACACAUAUAUGCAAUUUACAUUUUUAUGGAAGAAAAAUACUAAAACAAAGGCUAAUUAACAAGGUGCAUGACCCUGCACACAUGCACCCUGAAAACUUCCCAACUUGGCACCCAGUCUCAUUCCCACCCACCUUUGCUCCACUGUUCCUGCAUCCAUGAGUUCCCCAUCUGCUGCACCCCAAUCCUGUGCACCCUUUACCCCUAAUUUCUACAGUGUCCCCUUCAGCCGAACCCCUGCACUUUCCUCCCAGUCUAAUCUAGUCAAAGUGUAGUAAUUUGCAAAGCAUAAGAAAUGAAUGCACCAUCCCUCGCCAUUGCCUCUAACGCUCAUUCUGCAGUUGCAAGUUAAUGACAUUCAGAAGAUGAAUUUAGGGAUAUCACCAGAAAGUUUCAUCCAGCUCUUUUUCUUCAGUCCACAUUACUACACUCUAUAUAGGACAUAUAACCAAUAACUAGAUUAUUUCUUAUAGUGUCUGCAUGCUUUAGGCUCCUGUGAAUCAGAAAGUCAUCUUAAUAUGUCAUCAUUGAUUUAGCAUGAAUAGAAA
Molecule: messenger RNA, 1861 nt
Organism: Pelodiscus sinensis (Chinese soft-shelled turtle)
Lineage: Eukaryota; Metazoa; Chordata; Testudines; Trionychidae
Source: RefSeq, a predicted model, not a curated record